This is a messenger RNA of Anopheles aquasalis, 1444 nucleotides long. RefSeq names its product melanization protease 1-like. Lineage: Eukaryota; Metazoa; Arthropoda; Insecta; Diptera; Culicidae. The record is from RefSeq and is a predicted model, not a curated record. Gene Ontology annotation, molecular function: serine-type endopeptidase activity. Gene Ontology annotation, biological process: proteolysis.
ACGCAGUUCGUUCUGAUCGCCCCAUCCAUCAGCAUGGCCCACGCGAGCGCGUUCGGUAGAGUCGAGAUGAGUUUCAUGCGACGUACGAUUGCAGUGCUAUUUAUUUUUGCCGCACUUUGUUUCGAUCAUUCAGUUGGAAGCUGUACUACACCAGAAGAGCGCUGUGUACCGCUUAAGUAUUGCUCACUUUACGGUACCCAACCAAAGGCAACAGGAUCUGGCUUACGGCGCUCGUCCAGAAAUCAACCAGGAAACAAAACACUUUGCACACCGGAAAUGGCGAUCAACAAAGACGAACACGUCUGCUGUUCAACGAAGCAUAUCAAGUGUAGUUUGAACGGUAAGCUGGGCGUUUGUACGCCACGACCAUUCUGUCCAAGCUUGAGCUCGACAACGGAGAAAGAGUUAAUGAAAAAGGCCGAAAUCAACCAUUGCUACCAGUACAAUACGGAAAAUUACUUCUGCUGCACGGAUCAGAACUGUGUGUAUGUCCCCGACAGUUGUAAUGGCCAGAAGGCAACUGUUACCCGCUCUCCAUCAAUCUUUCCAAAGUGUGUAAAACCUGCCAGCGGGAAAAAGGGAUACCUCAUACCGAAAGAGUUGUGUGACGGUAGUCGUCGGAAAACUAAAGAAAAGCAAUGCUGUGUCCCACCGGCAACUGAUCGCACUAUUGUGCACCCCAAGGCCGACAAGCUGAUGCGGAUGCGUUGCGGUGUAAGUGGAUUGGCAAAAAAAGUGGCCAACGGCGAGUAUGCGGUGCAUGGUGAAUUCCCUUGGAUGGUGGCGUUGGUGUACGGCAACCAAGGCGUACAAUGUGGUGGCACGUUGAUUCAUCCGUCCUACAUUCUCACAGCAGGACACUGCGUCACCCCAGCGUUGACACGGGCCCGUCUCGGUACAACGAACAUGAUCGAUCGCACAUCAACUAAUUCUACCGUUCAGGAAAUUACGAUCGGUAAUAGAUAUCGUCACCCGCAUAAAGACAUUGCUGUGUUAGAGCUGGUGCGUCGAGCUACCAUUGUGGAAGGGGUUGUGACACCGAUAUGUUUGCCGAUCACUGCAAAGGAGCUCAUGUACAUCCCCAAGACCAUGGAAAUCACUGGUUGGGGACUGACGGAAGAAAACGUGCUCUCUACGGUGCUGCUAAAGGCAGAAAUUACCGUUGAACUCAACAAGAAAUAUUGUGUUAAAGAUGACCAGGUAUGUACGGCAAAGGGCAUCGAUAGCAUGCACUGUAGAGGUGAUUCUGGUGGGCCGUAUCAGGCUGCGUUUAAUGGAACGUACGUUCAGUACGCAGUCAUUUCCGUUGGUAGACAGACAUGUUCCCAAGAGAAUGUUACCGGGAGGGGUAUAAUGGUAGCAUAUUACAUUAACUGGAUUCUAGAUCAAAUGGAGAUAUGAGAUGAAACACUUUAAAUAAAAAUUAGUAAUAAUUUGAAAAACA